UUGGCCCCGGCUCCGGCGGAGACCUUCGCCUUUCAGGCGGAGAUCGCCCAGCUGAUGAGUCUGAUCAUCAACACCUUCUACUCGAACAAGGAGAUCUUUCUGCGCGAGCUGAUCAGCAACGCCAGCGACGCCCUCGACAAGAUUCGCUACCAGUCGCUGACUGACGCCUCGGUCCUGGCCGCCGUUCCCGAGCUCUUCAUUCGCAUCACCCCCGACCGCCAGGCGGGCACCCUCACCAUCCUCGACUCGGGCAUCGGCAUGACCAAGGCCGAUCUGGUCAACUGCCUGGGCACGAUCGCCCGCUCCGGAACGCGCGCCUUCCUCGAGGCGCUGGAAGCUGGCGCAGACAUCAGCACCAUUGGCCAGUUUGGCGUCGGCUUCUACUCUGCCUACCUGGUUGCUGAGCAGGUGACAGUGGUGACGAAGCACAACGACGACGACGCUCAGUACGUCUGGCAGUCCACUGCCAAUGGCUCCUUCACCAUCACAACGGACAACAGUGGCGAACACAAGUUGGGACGUGGCACCAAGGUGAUCCUCAAGCUGAAAGAUGACCAGCGUCAUUUUCUGGAAGAGCAGCGACUUCGGGACAUUGUCCUGAAGCACUCAAAGUUUGUCAAUUACCCCAUCUCACUGGCGGUGACCAAGGAGCGCGAGAUCGAAGUGCCCACCACUUCUUCUGAAGAGGAGGAGGAGGAAGCUAAGCCUGAAGACGUCAAGAAGGAUAAGGUCGAGACUGAUGACGCGCCCAUCAUUGAGGACGUUGCUGAGGACGGCGAUGAGAAGCAGCAGUCGUCUGAAGAGGCAAAGAAGAAGGAGAAGAAGAAGCCCCUGAAGGUGAAGGAGCUGUACACCGACUACGAGGAGCUGAACAAGACGAAGCCGCUCUGGCUGCGCAAGCCCUCCGAGAUCAGCCAGGAAGAGUACGGCGAGUUCUACCGCAACCUGAGCAACGACUGGGAGGAGCACCUGGCGGUGAAGCACUUUCAGGUAGACGGUCAGCUGCAGUUUCGCGCGCUGCUCUUCGUGCCCAAGCGGGCGCCCUUUGACCUGUACGACGGCAAGGCGCGCCGCAACAACGUCAAGCUCUACGUGCGCCGCGUCUUUGUGAUGGACAGCUGCGAUGAGCUCUUUCCCAAGUACCUGCACUUCCUGAAAGGCGUCGUCGACAGCGAUGACCUGCCGCUGAACAUCAGCCGCGAGACGCUGCAACAGAGCAACCUCCUCAAAGUCAUUCGCAAAAACCUGGUGAAGAAGAGUCUGGAGCUGUUUCGGGAGAUUGCCGACGAGGAGGCGGAGAUGUACCGCCUCUUCUACGAGCAGUACAGCAAAAACCUGAAGCUGGGCAUCUACGAGGACCCGCUCAACCGUCCACUGUUGGCCGAUCUGCUGCGCUACCCGUCGAGCAAGGGAGAGGAGGUGACGCUGAAGGAGUACGUCGGCCGCAUGAAACCACAACAGAAGCAGAUCUUCUACCUGGCCGGCGAGAACAAGGAGCUGCUAAAAACCUCCCCUUUUGCCGAGUCGCUGCUCGCCCGCGACUUUGAGAUCCUCUAUCUGACAGAGCCAAUUGACGAGUACGCCAUCUCCCAUCUGCGCGAGUACGCCGACCACCAGCUGGUGUCGAUCGUCAAAGAGGGCGUCGACCUGUGUCUGAGCGAGUCAGAGGCGGCCAAGCUGAAGGAGGCAGAGGCGGAGUACUCCGUGGCCGCAAAGGCCAUGCUCGUCGUCCUCGAGAAGUACAUCGACAAGGUGGUGGUCAGUGGCCGUCUGCUCACCUCGCCCUGUGUCAUUGUCGCCAAUCAGCACGCCCAGUCGGGCAACAUGGAGCGCAUCAGCCGCGGUCAGAUGCUCCGCUCGCCGCCCGCCAAGGACAUCUGGGGCUCGAAACGUCAACUGGAGAUCAACCCCUCCCACUCGGUGAUGCGUCGCCUGAAGACGCUCUACGAGGCGGACCCAAAUGACCGAUGCGCCCGCGACCUCACCUGGAUUCUCUUUGAGACGGCGCUUCUUCAGUCGGGCUUUGCUCUGGAGGAUCCCUCGGUGCACACUGAGCGCAUCUACCGCAUGAUCAUGAUGGGCCUGGGCAUUGACCUGGAUGGCGGUGAAGAGGAUGGUCAGCAGCAGUCCAUCGAUGGUGCCGGCGAUAAAGAAGUGGGCAAAGCUGACCAGCUGACGGAGACCGGCGCCGCCGCCGAUAAUGAGCAAGUUGAAGCGGAUGCCAGCAAGCUGCUCGAAUUGGACUGA
This is a messenger RNA of Rhagoletis zephyria (snowberry fruit fly), 2247 nucleotides long. NCBI's taxonomy places the organism in Eukaryota, Metazoa, Arthropoda, Insecta, Diptera, Tephritidae. The record is from RefSeq and is a predicted model, not a curated record.